This is a messenger RNA of Aspergillus puulaauensis, 4110 nucleotides long. RefSeq lists its product as uncharacterized. The transcript is spliced from 4 exons. Gene Ontology annotation, molecular function: ABC-type transporter activity; ATP binding; ATP hydrolysis activity. Lineage: Eukaryota; Fungi; Ascomycota; Eurotiomycetes; Eurotiales; Aspergillaceae. The record is from RefSeq and is a predicted model, not a curated record. The coding region runs from base 1 to 4110 and encodes 1369 amino acids. Gene Ontology annotation, cellular component: membrane. Gene Ontology annotation, biological process: transmembrane transport.
AUGGACACAGAGCCCACCACCGCGGAUGAAACACUGCAUCCAGCGGAUAUCGACGACGAGACAGAAAAAGCAUCCCUCUCCCAUACCAGAACAGCAUGGCACAUGGCCCCCGAAGUGCGCAGAAUGAAGGAUCGAGACGAAGAAGGAGGAGAGAAGCCUAGAAAGCUCGGCGUGGCCUGGAAAAACCUUACUGUCAAAGGCGUCGGCGGCAACGCCACGUUCAACGAGAAUGUACUCUCCCAGUUUUUACCCUUCCGCAAGGGUAGCAAAGGUGUCCAGCCGAGGACCAUCAUUGAAGAUUCAUAUGGAUGUGUGAAGCCCGGAGAGAUGUUGCUCGUUCUUGGACGGCCUGGUGCCGGCUGCACGACAUUGCUGAAUGUACUCGCCAACAAUCGACUCGGCUAUGAAGAAGUCACUGGGGAUGUCAACUAUGGAAACAUGUCUGCCGAGGAAGCCAAACAGUAUCGUGGCCAGAUUAUCAUGAAUACGGAGGACGAAAUAUUCUUUCCAAACCUGACUGUCGAGGACACUAUUGACUUUGCCGCUCGCAUGAAGGUUCCCUAUCACCUACCGCCUGGGAUCAAGUCUCAUGAAGAAUAUGUCCAAUUCUAUAAGGAUUUCCUCUUGCGGUCGGUUGGAAUAGCCCAUACCGCGCGUACGAAGGUAGGAGACGCCUUUAUCAGGGGUGUUUCGGGAGGAGAGAGGAAACGCGUGUCUAUUCUUGAAUGUCUGACUACUCGCGCAAGUAUCUUCUGCUGGGAUAACUCGACAAGAGGCCUCGAUGCCAGCACAGCGCUCGAGUGGAUCAAGGCAAUCAGGGUCAUGACAGACGUCCUCGGGCUCACUACCACUAUCACACUCUACAAGGCGGGUAACGGCAUCUACGAUCAUUUCGAUAAGGUACUUGUUCUCGAUGAGGGCAAGCAAAUCUUCUAUGGACCCCAGAAAGCUGCUGUCCCGUUCAUGGAAGACCUUGGUUUUAUGCGGGACUCUGGUUCCAACCGGGGGGAUUUCCUGACGGGCGUGACGGUCCCUACAGAGCGUCGUAUUGCCCCUGGAUGUGAAGGAACGUUCCCACGCACCGCCAGUGAGAUCCGUGCGGCAUACGAACGGUCGAAUAUCACGCCCAAGAUGCUAAAAGAGUGUGACAGCUAUCCAGCAAGCAAGGAAGCCGCGGAUAACACGGCUGUCUUCAAGGAGAUGGUCUCUCGUGAAAAGCACAAGGGUGUAUCUGAAAAGUCUCCCCUCACUACUGAUUUCAUCACGCAAGUCAAGGCUGCCGGUAUCAGGCAGUAUCAGUUCAUAUGGGGUGAUAAGGCGACGCUAUUCAUGAAGCAAGGCGCCACGGUCAUCCAGGCUCUUCUUGGUGGCUCUCUCUUCUAUGCUGCCUCCGAUAACUCGGUCGGUCUUUUUAUUAAGGGCGGUGCCCUGUUCUUCUCGAUUUUAUACAACGCCCUGAUAGCCCUGUCAGAGGUCACCGACUCGUUCACUGGCAGGCCCAUUCUAGCCAAGCAUCGCUCCUUUGCCUUGUACCAUGCAGCGGCGACCUGCAUCGCCCAGAUCGCCGCAGACGUUCCUAUUAUACUAUUCCAAGUAACGAAUUUCGGCCUUAUCCUCUACUUCAUGGUUGGCCUGAAGACCACAGCCGGGGCCUUCUUCACCUAUUUGGUCACCAACUUCAUGACUGCCAUGUCCAUGACGGCUUUCUUCCGCCUUGUCGGCGCCGCAUUCCCUACUUUCGACGCUGCGACCAAGGUCUCGGGUCUUUCAAUUGUAGCCUUGUUUGUCUACAUGGGCUACAUGAUCAUCAAGCCCGCGAUGCACCCGUGGUUUGUUUGGAUCUUUUGGAUCAACCCCAUGGCAUAUGGAUUCGAAGCUCUUCUUGGAAACAAAUUCCACGACCAGCAUAUACCGUGUUAUGGGCCUAACCUGAUUCCCAGCGGCCCCGGCUAUAUUGACGGCGAGGGUGGGCAAUCAUGCGCAGGUGUUAUUGGCGCAGCACCCGGUGCAACGAGCCUCACGGGCGAUGAAUAUCUCGUGGCCAUGUCCUUUAGUCACAGCCAUAUCUGGCGCAACUUCGGCAUCAUCUACAGCUGGUGGGUGCUCUUUGUUGCGCUCAGUAUAUUCUUCACCUCUCGGUGGAAGAUGCAAGGCGAAGGUCGCCACACACUUCUUAUUCCUCGGGAGCAUCAGCACAAGUCGAAGCAUCUUUUGCAGUCAGGAGACGAGGAAGCAGGAGGUACGGAGAAGUCCGCAGUUGAGUCCGGGUCUGAUACACCAGGCGGAGGCCUCAGGAAUGACGACCUCCUCCGCAACAAGACCAUAUUCACCUGGAAAAACCUGACGUAUACCGUCCGAACCUCUGACGGUGACCGGGUUCUUCUUGAUAACGUUCAGGGCUAUGUCAAACCCGGCAUGCUUGGGGCACUAAUGGGCUCCUCUGGUGCUGGCAAGACGACACUUGACGUUCUCGCACAACGCAAAACCGCUGGAACUAUCCAUGGCUCUGCCUUAGUCGAUGGCCGCCCUGUUCCUAUUUCAUUCCAACGCUCAGCCGGCUACGUCGAACAGUUAGAUGUCCAUGAGCCCUUGGCGACUGUCCGUGAGGCUCUCGAAUUUUCAGCCCUCUUGCGUCAAUCUCGCAAUACACUCACUGCAGAAAAGCUGCGAUAUGUGGAUACCAUUGUGGACCUCCUGGAACUGAAUGAUAUCGAACAUACGCUUAUUGGCCGCCCAGGUACUGGUCUCUCAGUGGAGCAGCGUAAGCGUGUUACUAUUGCUGUCGAACUGGUAGCAAAGCCGAGCAUCCUGAUCUUCCUCGAUGAGCCCACGUCAGGGCUGGAUGGCCAGGCUGCCUAUAAUACUGUUCGUUUCCUCCGAAAACUCACAGAAGCCGGUCAAGCCAUCUUGGUAACUAUCCACCAACCAUCAGCCCAGUUGUUCGCACAAUUCGAUAAGCUACUAUUGCUAGCUGCGGGCGGGAAAACAGUAUACUUCGGAAAUAUCGGCCAGAAUGCGAAUUCUGGACAGGGGGGGGAGGGCCACGAUUGGAACCAGAUCUGGCUGCAGUCACCGGAACAUGACAAGCUCUGCAAGGCUCAUCCUACGGCAGUGAAUGAUGAUGGACAUGAGUUUGCGGCUUCACUGUGGACGCAAACCAAGCUUGUGACGCAUCGCAUGAACGUCUCGCUGUUCCGGAACACCGAAUACCUUGAUAAUAAGUUUGCUAUGCAUAUCAGCCUAGCGCUCUUAAACGGCUUCACCUUUUGGGCGAUUGGCGACACUCUUACAGACCUGCAGCAGAACCUCUUUACUGUAUUCAACUUCAUUUUCGUCGCGCCGGGUGUCAUCUCCCAGCUCCAGCCUCUGUUCAUCGACCGUCGCGAUAUCUUUGAGGCACGGGAAAAGAAGAGCAAAAUGCACCAGUGGGCUCCUUUCGUUACGGGGCUGAUAGUCUCGGAGUUUCCUUACUUGCUUGUCUGCGCAUUGCUGUAUUACGUCUGCUGGUACUUUACUUGCGCCUUUCCGACAUCAGCAGACCACGCUGGCAGUGUGUUUUUGGUCGUGGUCAUGUACGAGUGUCUUUAUACGGCUAUUGGGCAGAUGAUUGCCGCAUAUACCCCCAACGCCGUGUUCGCAUCUCUGGUCAACCCCCUGGUGAUCACAACCCUAGUCUCAUUCUGCGGCGUCAUGAUCCCAUACAGUCAAAUCGAGCCAUUCUGGAGAUACUGGAUGUACUACAUCGACCCAUUCAACUACCUCAUGAGUUCCCUCCUCGUCUUCACAACCUGGGACAAGCCUGUCCACUGCACGCCCGAGGAACUGGCUGUAUUCGACCCAUCCCCCAACCAAACCUGCGGCGAAUACCUCGACAUCUACCAGCGCGGCAUGGGCGUAGCCACGAACCUCCUCAACCCAGACGACACCACCGACUGCCGCGUAUGCCAAUACACCGAGGGGGCUGAUUACCUCCGGACACUGAACCUCGAAGAGAAAUACUACGGAUGGAGGAACGCGGGCAUCGUUGUUGUCUUUGUGGUUGGGAUUUACGGGCUGGUGUUUCUCAUGAUGAAGCUCAGGACUAAGGCUACCAAGAAGGCCUCGUCUUGA